GGAAGCGGGAGUUUCCACAGCCGACAAAGGAAGGGUGACCGCUUAAACUACGACUUUCUGGGAGCUCCGAUUCAGUCUGAGAGGUCGGAUCCCGCUGUUCCCGCCCUCUUCACUUCUGGCUGACUUUGCUGACAGAUACUGUUUUGUUGGAUGAGCAGGCACCUCUGGAAGAAUCAGUUGAGUGAGAUGGUGCAGCCCAGUGGUGGCCCAGCAGGGGACCAGGACAUGCCGGGUGAAGAAUCUCUGGGAAAGCCGGCAAUGUUACAUCUGCCUUCAGAGCAGGGUACUCCCGAGACCCUCCAGCGCUGCCUGGAAGAGAACCAAGAGCUCCGAGAUGCCAUCCGGCAGAGCAAUCAGAUGCUAAGAGAAUGCUGUGAGGAGCUGCUGCAUUUCCAGGUCAGCCAGCGGGAGGAGAAGGAGUUCCUCAUGUGCAAAUUCCAGGAAGCCAGGAAGCUGGUAGAGAGACUAAGCAUGGAGAAGCUUGACCUGCACAGACAGAGGGAACAGGCCUUAAAGGAUUUGGAGCACCUGAAGAAAUGCCAGCAGCAGAUGGCUGAGGACAAGGCCUCUGUGAAAGCCCAGGUGACAUCAUUACUGGGGGAACUCCAGGAAAGCCAGAGUCGCUUGGAGGUUGCCACCAAAGAACGGCAAACUUUAGAGGGAAGGAUGCGAGCUGUUAGUGAGCAGGUUAGACAGCUGGAGAGUGAACGGGAGGUGCUGCAGCAGCAGCACAGCGUGCAGGUGGACCAGCUGCGCAUGCAGAACCAGAGUGUGGAUGCUGCCCUGCGAAUGGAGCGUCAGGCUGCUUCAGAGGAGAAGAGGAAACUGGCUCAGUUGCAGGCAGCCUAUCACCAGCUCUUCCAAGAUUAUGACAGUCACAUCAAGAGCAGCAAGGGCAUGCAGCUAGAAGAUCUGAGGCAACAGCUCCAGCAAGCUGAGGAGGCCCUGGUAGCCAAACAGGAAUUGAUUGAUAAGCUGAAAGAAGAGGCUGAGCAGCACAAGAUUAUGAUGGAGACUGUGCCAGUCCUGAAGGCCCAGGCGGAUAUCUACAAGGCUGACUUCCAAGCUGAGAGGCAUGCCCGGGAAAAGCUGGUGGAGAAGAAGGAGCUUUUGCAGGAGCAGCUGGAGCAGCUGCAGCGCGAGUUCAGCAAACUGAAGGCUGGCUGCCAUGAGUCAGCCAGGAUUGAGGACAUGAGGAAGCGGCAUGUAGAGACUUCUCAGCCCCCUUUACUCCCUGCAUCAGCUCACCAUUCCUUUCAUCUGACCUUACCCAACCAGCGGAGAAGCCCUCCUGAGGAACCACCUGACAUGCGUUGUCCCAAGUGCCAGUAUCAGGCUCCUGAUAUGGACACUCUACAGAUACAUGUCAUGGAGUGCAUAGAGUAGAAGCAGCAGAUGUAAGGCCACUUGUAAUACCAUGUCCUGUACUAUGCAACUUAUGCUUUCCUGUUUCACCUGCAUAGUCCACAAUUAAGGGUUUGAUCUCAAAGAGCUGGCCCUAGGACCUAGCAGGACCCUUGCCUUAGCUCUUUGGUCUGCUAGUUCCUCACUAGGGUAGACAGCCCUAGUCAGGAAUUUUUUUUCCGUUUUUUUCUAUGUGCCUGAGCCACUUGCCUCUGCUAGCUUCUUCCUCCCCCUUUUCCCAUUCUCCUAGGGGGUCUAGAAUGGAGGCCAGAGGCUCUCAGGGAGCACCCUUUCUCUAAGCAGGACUGGGUGCAGCUCUUCCUCCAGCUGGUACCUUUCUUGCCCUGAGCUGCAGGCUGUUCUCCCAGGGCAUAUGGCACGUAAGGCCAUAACAUGUGUUGCCUCUGAUGGACAUUUGGGAAGUAUUCUGUCUUUUGCUACUGUAAGUAACGGUGCAGUGAAAGUACUUGUGCACUGAUCUGUGUGUACCUUUAAGACAUAUGCUUAGACGUAGCAUUGAGCCUUGCCUUGGAGGAGGUUGGUGGACCUUUGUGUUUCUGCCAUCUGCUAGACAUGCUGUUUUUUUUACUAAAGAGUAUGCCAAAGUGUCUUUUUCUGGGGUAUAUGGGCCUUUUUAAAUUCCACUCAUGUAACUUGGAUUUUCAUAUUUUCUACCCAUUUUCCUGUUGUAUCAUUGCCAUUUGUUCUUGGGCUUUGGGAAGCUUUUUGAUCAUCAGUCAGGUUAGCUCUUGUCUAUCACAGAAAUUGCACACCUUGUUCCAUUUUGGUUGUGUUACUGUUUUGGGGCCUAGAAGCUGUUUAUGUACUCACACCCAUGCUUUCCUCCAUAUUUUGGCUUUGGAGUUAUGGCUGCUUUGUGGUCUGACAGAAGACUAUUUCACAUACAUGUUAUUCUUAUUCCAGCACCAGUGUGCUCUUGUCUUUGUGAAGCACAUUCUUGUCUUAUGUGAAUGGUGAUUUCCAUAGUUCAUCACACUCCAGGAGUCUGUGAUGGCAUGUUCUGCACCAGCCCAAAUGUUCUGUCUUGGGAGCCAUUUAGUAGUGACUGGCAGAUUGUGAACAAGGAAACUCUUCACUUGUUUGGCAAGGCUGUAGACAUUUUCUGGAGCCUUACAGUCAUUGGUAUUAGCCUUGCAAUUCUAGUAAAGAAAAGGAAGUUGGAGUUGAGAAAGUAAUAGAUGUGCCUUGCUGACUCCUCAGAUCUGAAACCCUUCCUGCCCUCCUGAAUGCUUUCAUAGUUCUGAGUGGGAUCUGUAAAUCCAUCCCUGUCUGCGGCUUUUUUUCACAAGACUUCUUGCCUAUUAAGGGUGAGAAGGCUGAGUAGAAUCAGGAUUUAAAAAGGGAUUUAAAAAGUAAGCCUGAGCUGGGUUCUUCCUCAGAAUUCUCAGGGGGUGGGGAGCAAGUUUUCCAUUUUCUAGUUCCUAGGUAUUUAUUAGACAGAUCUUUGGGAAAAUGUUAAAGGAACAGACAUGUUCUUUGCUCAUGAGGUCUUCAUUUAAAUACCCAUUCUAAUUUUCCUUCAGAAGUGCUAUUGGUUUGGUUUGAUUCAGUUCAGUUUUGUGGUGGUAUAUGGCAUUCCUAUAGCUGUUCUAAAAAUUCUCAGAGACUUGAAGUGGCAACAAAAAAAAAAUCAGUCUUUCAUGCCUGGAAGUCAGAUGUUAAGUUUCUUCUGAGAAUCAAUUCCAGGUUUUCUCCUUGCUUUUGGUUUCUGGCAGUCCUUGGUGUUGCUUGGCUUAUAGACCUAUCACUCCAAUCUCUGGUUCUUGUGCCUCAUGGUCUCCUCCUCUACUUCUGUAUUGUAGAUGUGGAGUCUGUCUGGUAAUUAAGGAGGAUCUCCAGCUCAUGACACUUACCUCACUACACCUACCAAGACCCUUUUCCCAAAUAAAGUCGUGUUCUCAAGUUCUGGGGGUUUGGACUUACACAACCCAGGGUAGGGAUAUCAUAAGAACCUGAGUAAAUGCAGCCAAAGACAUGUGCCUUUAAGCCUUGCAAUUCUGCUGGAGAGACUUGGUCUCUAGGGUGAUGGUGACCACUAGGCUUCAGAAUUUGGAGAAGGUCAGGCCUUUAUAGAUGCUACACUCCCAGCAGGGCCAGAAGGUGUGACUGAAAAAGACAGGUAGGCUACAGCGGGAGAGAGCAGUUGGACUGUCUCCAGUGGCUGUAUGGGGUUCAUGCUUCUUGGAUAAAUAGAGAUACAUAGGUACAUUUCUGACCAGCACUUUAUCCUCAAAGGGACUCAGAAAGCAGGUGUGACCCAGGUUUUACAGCAGGAUCACCCGGGAGCUUGAAACAUUCUGGUUUGGGCUUUAUGGUCUGGUCAUGCCAAAAUAUGAGGGUGGCCCAGGUGGUGGCUGGGACUAAAUACCCUUCUCAGAAGGUUGGAGCCCUUGACACUUCCUUGCACUGAAGUAUGGUGUAUGAUUAACUACACAUGAGAUAUCAAGGAUUUGAGAUUAUACCAUCUUCCCUGACAUGGGACAUGCUUCUUUCUUUUCUGGAAUUACUUAACUAGACCUAGAAAAACUGGUUGUUGUUUUUUUUUCUUUCAAGGGAAUUAGCCUACUUGCUUUUAAGAGCUGUGCCCCUGGCAGACAGCUUCUAGAUUCAGACAGCUAGAAACAUGUCCUUCCCAGAAGUCCCGUUACUGUUACUUAUGCUCUCUUCCUGUUGGCCUAUGACCAAGAGAAAUCCAGAGAGUCAGUAAGAGACAGUGCAGAGUACUUUACCCACUGUAGUAACAAAUGAUAAGGUGCAGAUUGUAAGUAGAGAUGAUGUCAAAAUAGGAACAAUUGUAGUCCUGUGUGUGAUGCCGUCAGGCAUGGUGAGACCUUGCAGCAUUUCCCCUUUGAAGGGGUGGGUGUUUGGUGAGAUGGAGCAAGCACUUUGGAAACAUCCUCAGCCCUCUAUCUGACAGCUUGGUCCUCACAGUGACUACUUAAUUGGAGUGGCUCUCAUAGUACCAUGUUUGUCACCACCAAAGGCUGUGAUGAAAUAGGCUAUAUAUCUUAUGACACAGGCCUGCAUAGCCAGCAUUGUGAACAUUUUGUUACAUGGAACACAGAGGAUUAAAAAAUAGUGUGAAAUAAAGAAGACCUGCAAGCAUGCAUACUGUCCUCAGUUGGUGGAUGUAGGGGGAGAAUUGCCAGAAACAAAGUUUUUCUUUUGUGCUAUUUCUAUGCCUUUAAUUCUCAUGCAUUAUAUAGGAAGUAGCUGUUACACAUGCGUUUGAGGUUUCCUCUGCCUGACUGAGAAAAGCUCAUUGUUGACACAACAGGGUGGUGCAAGGGGCAAAAAUCAACUAACAUGGGGCCUGGAUUUCCUGUGAGUGUAGCAACAAAGUACCACAUGUUGGGGGCUUAGGCAACAGAGAUUUCCUGUCCCGCCUAUUCUGAGGGUAGGGGUCUGAGAUAAGUGUGGGUAGAGUGGGUUCCUCAUAAGAGAUAACCCAUUCCAGGCCUCUCUCCCACUGUGUAGCAGGUCCCAGCAAUUCUUAGUGCUCUCUGGUUGGACCUGCAACUCUGGCUCUGCCACUUUUGUCACAUGGUCACUUUAUGUAUUUCCUUUUUUAUAAGCAUAUCAAUAUCAAACAAAGGUGAAUAUUUGGUAACAUGAAAACAUUUUGUUCAGUAUUUAGUGAUUGUACUAUGAAUUCUAAUUGGUCUUAAUAAUAAAAACCUGGAGUAAGAUAUUAGGGGGUGAAAGCUGAAAGAUCAGAGAAACAGAAUAGCCAGCCACUAGUUCUCACCUCUAUGAAAUCCUCAGACUCCUGU
Messenger RNA from Microtus oregoni (creeping vole), 5198 nucleotides. Its product is annotated as NF-kappa-B essential modulator. Gene Ontology annotation, molecular function: K63-linked polyubiquitin modification-dependent protein binding. The record is from RefSeq and is a predicted model, not a curated record. The coding region runs from base 151 to 1386 and encodes 411 amino acids. Lineage: Eukaryota; Metazoa; Chordata; Mammalia; Rodentia; Cricetidae. Gene Ontology annotation, cellular component: IkappaB kinase complex; cytoplasm; nucleus. Gene Ontology annotation, biological process: positive regulation of canonical NF-kappaB signal transduction. The transcript is spliced from 10 exons.